Molecule: messenger RNA, 947 nt
Organism: Paramecium primaurelia
Lineage: Eukaryota; Ciliophora; Oligohymenophorea; Peniculida; Parameciidae
Source: the annotation of a GenBank genome assembly
AUGAUAAGUGAUCUAGGUAAUACACUUUUACAAUAUAAAAAGGACCAAAAAUAAGAUAUUUAUAAACAAAAGCUAUAGUUAGAGUUGAUUUUGUAUUUGAAUCAAGAAACAUAUAAUUGAAUGCUAGUUAUUUUUUAACAAAAGCAUAAAAUCAUAGAUGUAUGAUUUACUUACAUGGAAAUGCAAGUUGCAGAUUAGAAGGAAUUAGAUAUGCUGAAGUUCUAGCAUCAUGGGAUAUUAAUUUAUGUGUUUUAGAUUUUGCUGCUUGUGGCAUGUCUCAAGGUGAAUGUAUUACAAUGGGAGUAUAUGAGAGUUAAGAUGUAAUAGAAUUGAUGAAAUAUAUUGAAAUUAACUUUGGAAAAGUUGAUGAAUUUAUGCUAUGGGGUAGAAGUAUGGGAGCUGUUACUGCUCUUCUCUUAACUGAAAAUACUAAAAUAAGAUCUUACAUUAUUGAUAGUGCUUUUUCAGAAUUUCGAUAAUUAUUGUAGGAUAUUGGAAAUAGACAAUUUGGAGUCUUUUCUUUCAUAUUAUAUCUUGCUAUCCCAAUUUUGAGAUGGAAAAUAUUGAAUCAUGCUUAAUUUGAUAUCAAUCUUCUCAACCCAAUAGAUAAAUUAAAAUAAGUGAUUCCUAAUAAAAAGUUCUUUUUUGUUGCUGGUAAAUCUGAUACUCUCAUUUCCUAUUAAUACACUCUUAAAUUAUAUGAAAAUUGUUAAAUGACUAAAAAAUUGGAUAUUUGUGAAGGAGAUCAUAAUUCCAAUAGACCAUCUACUACAUUAUAAAGAAUUAUUGAAUUUAUAAAUGAAGCUUGUGAAUUUUAAAAUAACCAAGAAUAUUAAAUUAAGAUAGAUCAUUACUUUAAAUUUUAAUUUCAACAAUCCCUCGAAGAAGAGGAAGAUGUAUCAGAAAUUAAGACUCCUUAAACUAAACAAUAAUUUAUUAGUAUCUGA